Messenger RNA from Rana temporaria (common frog), 1274 nucleotides. RefSeq names its product procathepsin L-like. Gene Ontology annotation, molecular function: cysteine-type endopeptidase activity. Gene Ontology annotation, biological process: immune response. Gene Ontology annotation, cellular component: lysosome. The record is from RefSeq and is a predicted model, not a curated record. The transcript has 8 exons. Bases 114 to 1118 code for a protein of 334 amino acids. Lineage: Eukaryota; Metazoa; Chordata; Amphibia; Anura; Ranidae.
GAAGAGCGCCUGCUUAUUUUGUAGGCAGGGCCGCCUGUCCCCUUUAUAAGCGCGCCGGCUUCUGGCAAUGCCUGUAGUUUCCAGCUGGUGAUCCCUUUGUGAGGUUAGAAAUCAUGAUGUGGCUUGUAGUUGCUUCCCUGUGUUUGGCAUCAGUAUUUGCUCUUCCUGUACACGACCCAGCUUUGGAUGAAACGUGGAACUUGUUUACUUCUUUCUAUAAUAAAAAAUAUGAAAAGGAUGACGGUUUGUGGAGGAGGUUGGUAUUCGAGGAUAAUUUCAGGACAAUCAUGAAACACAAUAUGCAAUAUGCUGCAGGAAAACACACUUACAGCCUUGGCAUGAACCAUUUUGGGGACAUGACUACAGAAGAAUUUAAACAACUAAUGAACGGAUACAAACAUAAACAGAAAAAGACACAAGGUGCAACAUUCCUGACACCAAAUAACUUUGAGGCUCCAAAACAAGUUGACUGGCGUGAAAAAGGCUACGUGACUCCAGUAAAAGAUCAGGGUCAUUGUGGUUCAUGCUGGGCUUUCAGCUCAACUGGUGCUUUGGAAGGUCAACAGUUCAGGAAGACUGGGAAGCUUGUGUCCCUGAGUGAGCAAAAUCUUGUGGACUGCUCUGCAGCAGAAGGCAAUCAGGGUUGCAAUGGAGGAUUGAUGGAUAAUGCCUUUCAAUACAUUCUUGACAAUAGUGGCUUAGACUCUGAGGAAUCAUAUCCAUAUGUUGCUGAGGAUCAAGACUGCAAAUACGAUCCAGCCAACAGGGCUGCCAAUGACACAGGCUUCAUGGAUGUUGAAUCUGGUAAUGAAAAGGCUCUAAUGAAAGCUGUGGCAUCAGUUGGUCCAGUCUCUGUAGCCAUUGAUGCUGCACAUCAAUCAUUCCAGUUCUAUCAACAUGGAAUUUACUAUGAACCUGAAUGCAGCAGUAAAGACCUAGACCAUGGUGUGCUGGUUGUUGGCUAUGGAUUUGAAGGAGAGGAUGUAGAUGGCAAGAAAUACUGGAUUGUUAAAAACAGCUGGGCUGAGACGUGGGGAGACAAAGGAUACAUCAAGAUUGCCAAAGACAAGAAUAAUCAUUGUGGAAUUGCUACAGCUGCCAGCUAUCCUUUGGUUUAGGAGCCAAUAAAGACUUUUAUAUUCAAACUAAAAGCUAUAGAAUAUCGACUACUCUGACCUCACAUCUAAGCUGGACUGUUAGAUUUUAUUAAUGUAAUUUGUUUUAAAUGUUGCACUUUUAUUGUAUUUUUUAAAAUAAACCUGUUUUACUCCCAA